Arachis duranensis is the source of this 633-nucleotide messenger RNA. RefSeq lists its product as uncharacterized. Lineage: Eukaryota; Viridiplantae; Streptophyta; Magnoliopsida; Fabales; Fabaceae. Bases 1 to 633 code for a protein of 210 amino acids. The record is from RefSeq and is a predicted model, not a curated record. The transcript is spliced from 3 exons.
AUGUUGGCAGUUAAGCAUUACAGCAUCAGGAGGGAUGCGGAGUACAAAAUAGUAGAGAGUGACCAUUUGAGGUACAAUGCACGAUGUAUCCAGUUCGGACCCGGUUGUAAUUGGAGCAUACUCAUAUCAUAUCACCGAAAGCAAGAAAGGUGGGAGGUUAGGAGAUACACUGGUCCUCAUACUUGCAUGCAAACUUUGGUGGGGCAAGAUCAUCAUAGGUUGGAUUCGAAGGUGAUUGCGCAACACAUUUUCACGAUGGUCAAGGCCGAUCCAACAAUCAACAUCAGGGUUCUACAAGGAGGUGUGGAGAAUCACUUUGGUUACAAGGCAUUCUACAGAAAGAUGUACUUGCCAGGUACUUGGGUGCAACUAAUGACACAGCCCUGGCCUGCCUCCACCGACACUGUGAUGUUUCGUCGGGUCUUUUGGACGUUUCCACCGUGUGUUGAGGCCUUCAAGCAUUACAAGCCACUUAUCUCCAUUGAUGGCACCCACCUAUAUGGUAAAUACGGUGGAACUUUGUUGAUGGCCAUAGCGCAAGAUGAAAAUGCAAACAUUCUGCCAAUUGCAUUUGCAGUUGUUGAGGGUGAGACAAAGGAGGCGUGGUUGUUCUUUCUUUCGUACCUACGAUAG